AUGCCAAUUCCUACAAUGUGGGCCAUGGCUACGAUCGCAUGGGCCUUGCUGACAUUACCGGCUGCCAAUGCAUAUGUUAUUCUCGGUUCGCCCCAACAGGUCUCAGUCGUGGCCGACAAACUACAAAACUGGACUCUCAAAGCGCAGUACACGGUCGACAGCAAGAUGUCUGCUUUUCUCGAGGAUCCUAGUGACAAAAAUUCGAAAUGGAUUUUUAACAGCUCACCGGACUUCCGUUUGUCGGGCACGACUAACUUAUUCAAUGACGUUACCGCUCCAGCGGGCGCGAAUCGGAGCGAAUACCCAGAUUGUCUUCCGUAUCGCGAAGGGAUUAAUUAUGUGGAGGUGAACAACACUAUACCAAUUCCUCCAGCCAAAGUCACCGGCGCACGUGAUAACGGCACCAACUACGACAAGACCUCGAUCUGGAUGAUGAACAUCUUCCGUCUUUCCGAAACAUCGCAACCCAAUGCCCCAAGCACGCACUUGAUUGGCUUCGCCCACAACGAGGACUAUUGGGGCGCCGAAUGGGCUAGUCCAUGCACUUACAAAUCAAUUGGUGUACGCUAUAGCACAGAUCUGGGGAUGUCAUGGACCCGCUCCGUUCCUAUUUUGACCAAACUCGUACAGGAACCUUUCGAGGACUGUACUUUCUUGCCUCAAGCAGGGACCGGCGAUUUUGCUGCGAUGUGGAACUCCUCCACAUCGACCUGGGUCAUUUUCGCCCAAGAAGAGGAUCUCCGACCAAAUCAACAAACCAGUCUUGUCAUGUCUGUGAGCAACGAUACUCUAGCUCGACCUUAUACAUGGAAUCGCCUUGACCCGGCAUCUGGAGCGACUGACCCUGGCUUCCUCGGCGGCAACCGGACACUGAUGCAUCCAGAUCUACACCAUAUUCCAGGCUCAAACCCCAGCAUUAUUCGUGAUGACAAAAACGGUUGCUGGCACAUGGUGUACGUAAAAUGGGGUGGUGGCCUCGUCUAUACCAAUAGCACCAAUCUGGCGCGGUGGACUUACCCAACCCUUCUUUCACUGAAUGAUACCGAGCAUCCAAGUGCUGGGUAUCCUACAUUGAUAGGGGACAGAGGCGAUACGUUAACGACUGAUGGGACGGCAACACUGUAUUUCAAGGACGCUGCUAAGUGGACGCUUUGGGGACAGCCUACGUGGUCAGUGGGAAUUGAUUUCAAUGCACCGAAGCAGCAAAGUGCUGCAAUGGAUGGAGUCCAUGCGAGCGAAGACAACGGAACUUUGGACUCCAAGUCCCAAAUUCAAUUCGCCUUGUUCGAAGACCUAUGA
Messenger RNA from Bacidia gigantensis, 1299 nucleotides. RefSeq lists its product as uncharacterized. The transcript has a single exon. NCBI's taxonomy places the organism in Eukaryota, Fungi, Ascomycota, Lecanoromycetes, Lecanorales, Ramalinaceae. The record is from RefSeq and is a predicted model, not a curated record. The coding region runs from base 1 to 1299 and encodes 432 amino acids.